AGCAAAGAACACACCGAAGCUCCUCAGUCCUUGCAUACUCAGAUUAUUAUUAUCCGUGCUUUCGUGGAAGUUUCACCUAUCAAGGAAGUCAGUCUGACUAAGAAAGUUUAUCUCUGCAAAAAGUGGAAUUUCAAUCAGAUCCUCGAAGAUCGGUUGACCAUGUCUCCCAGAGGCGCCACCCUCAGAAGCAGGAAAUCCCUUUCUUUUGGCCUUCCUCGGAUAUCCGCUAACUUCUCUCUUUGUCCUUAUUCUUCUUCUCCUACGACCAAGCGAGGUGGAUUGCCUGAGAUCGAUGGACUGGAAGAGCGAGUCUCAAGAGAACUCAAUCUAGAAUUUCCAUUCCUUCGAAAACCCCAACCCCGCAUAUUAGUUAGCAAU
This is a messenger RNA of Striga asiatica, 378 nucleotides long. Lineage: Eukaryota; Viridiplantae; Streptophyta; Magnoliopsida; Lamiales; Orobanchaceae. The record is from the annotation of a GenBank genome assembly.